AGAAGGAUGAAUGCUGAAUAACUCAUUGGUUGGGAUGUUGUUACAACUCCCGACCAGAAGGGGGAGGUAUUUCAGAUGACACUUGUUCGCUCACAGCCGUAAACAGGAAACAGCCGAGGAAGGCGGGGUUCACCAACAGCAUGGCCGCCAGUGGCAGCAGGAAUGAACCUGGUGGUGACGACACCAUACUGGAGGCGCUGUGUUUUCCGGAGCAGCAGGCUGACGGCUCCGGGUUUCUCAGUGUCCACAGUCCCGGUAUGGAGCUGCUGGUGUGUCUCUUCUGCUCAGAGUCGACCCCCCUGCAGCAGAAAGACUCUCUCCUCAAACAUCUGCUGCUGGAGCACAAGCUGGUCAUCGCUGACGUCCGGCUCAUCGCAGACCUCCCUAAGUACAUGCUGUACUGGAAGGGACGGUUUCUGGAGCAGCCCAUCGCAGAUUUCUGCAGCGUCAUCAAAACCAACUCCACUGGGCCAGUCGAGAAACAGGAGGAGUACUUCCUGCUGUGUGACGUGCUUCCCGAGGACCGGAUCCUCCGAGAAAAGCUGCAGCAGAAGCGGCUGGAGAAGGUGCUUGAACAGCAGGAGAAAGAGAGAAAUGACUGCAGUUUCCAUCGGCUCUGCAUGUUCUGCAGCGAGGAGUUCUCUGGAAACAGGUCUUCUCUGCUGAACCACAUGGCCCGAGAACACUCCUUCAGUGUUGGACUGCCGGACAACAUCGUGUUCUGUAGCGAGUUCCUGGACGCGCUGGAGAACAAACUCGACAACCUGCAGUGUUUAUACUGUGAGAAAACGUUUCGGGAUAAAACCACGCUGAAGGAUCACAUGAGGAAAAAAGCUCAUCGCCGCAUCAACGCCAACAACCGCCAGUACGACCGCUUCUAUGUCAUCAACUACCUGGAACUGGGAAAAAGCUGGGAGGAGGUUCAGAGUGAGGAUGACCGCGAGCUGGUAGACGAUAAUGAAGAUGACUGGUCGGACUGGCAGGCGAACCCGGUCUCGGCUGUCUGUCUGUUCUGUGAUCAUCAGUCAGAGACCAUGGACCAGCUCUACUCGCACAUGAAGGACGCACACAGCUUUGACCUCCAUCAACUCAAGACAGAACUCAACCUCAGGUUCUAUCAGCAGGUCAAGCUGGUGAACUUCAUCCGGCGGCAGAUCCACCAGAGCCGCUGCUACAGCUGCCAGCAGAAGUUUGACUGCAAAGCAGAUCUGAUGCAGCACAUUGAGAGGGAGGCCCACGUCAUGAAGCUGCCCCACACAUCCACCUGGGACCAACCACAGUACUACUUCCCCACCUAUGAGAACGACGCUCUGCUGUGCACGCUGUCUGAGAGUGACGAAGAUGAGAGAGAGGAGACGGGCGGCAGUGAAGACGUCCCGGUGAUUGCAGAAGACAUUUCUGGCCUCAGAGCACUGAAACAGACCAGCGUCCUCAAUCACCUGCUGAAGAACAGCUGACAUGUUGUUUUCUGUUGCUCCUGCUUUAUAACCAAGAGUCUGCAGGAAGAAGAGUCAAACCAACAUCACUGCUGCUCAUUCCCAGGGAAUAGAGAAGCACUAUUUCACUGUAGUGAGGAGUGUUUGUGUACAAUCCUCACUCGUCCUGUGACCCUUCAUCCAGUCACUAUCAAACUGUGUUUAUACAUUCAUCUUUAUUAUAUCCAAAGUCAAUAAAAUCUAAUUUCAAACAAA
Oryzias melastigma (Indian medaka) is the source of this 1691-nucleotide messenger RNA. RefSeq names its product zinc finger protein 277 (gene znf277). The record is from RefSeq and is a predicted model, not a curated record. The coding region runs from base 141 to 1457 and encodes 438 amino acids. NCBI's taxonomy places the organism in Eukaryota, Metazoa, Chordata, Actinopteri, Beloniformes, Adrianichthyidae. The transcript has 12 exons.